CAGGGGGCGUAAACGUUCCAGAAUCUUGAAGUCGGACCAGCCCCGGCUCCUCGAGGCAGGUGCUCCCGAUCCAUCCUCGAAGAGUGAAAGGUGGUGCCUUGCGCCUUCCUGCGAGAUCGUGACGACUUCCGCGUAGGAGGGCGAGAGGGAGGAGGGAGCGAGUGGCUGAUCCGAGUACCAGCGCCGACGCCGCCGCAGAGGGAGCGAGAUGGCGGAGUGCGGCCGGAAGGCGCUGUCCCUCCUGGAAGCGGCCCGCUCCCGCUACGAGAGCCUGCAGAUAUCCGACGACGUCUUCGGCGAGUCGGGAGACGACAGCAGCGACAACCCGUUCUACAGCACCUCCGGAGACUCGGACUCGGACAACUACAUAGCCGAGGCGGGCGAUGAGGAACACCUCCACCACCACCACCACCACCAUCAGCAUCAUCAUGCGCACCAUUUCCACCCCCAUCGCCAGAGACGCGCCGACAGAGAGAGCUCACACGGCGGGGGAGCAGGGGGAGGCAGCCCCGGCCCGCCCGGCGCUCUGUCCCGGAGCCAAGCCGAGGAGGAGGGCUGGACGGAGAGCCUGCAGGAUGUCACCGUGCCGCCGUUUAAAGGCUCUUACGGCCCCUCCCAGAAGAUGCCGACAAGCGCCAGCGCCAUGGACUUCUUCCAGCUCUUCGUCCCGGACAACUGCAUCCAAAACAUGGUGACGCAGACCAACAUGUACGCCAAGAAGUUCCAGGAGCGCUUCGGCUCGGACGAGGGCUGGCGUCCCGUCACGGCCCAGGAGAUGAAGGCCUUCCUGGGCUUCGUCACCUCCACCAGCGUGCACCACUGCGAGUCGGUGCUGAGCAUCUGGAGCUCGGGCUUUUUCGGCAACCGCAGCAUCACGCUCAAGAUGAGCCAGGCGCGCUUCGAGAAGAUCCUCAAGUACUUCCACAUCGUGGCCUUCAGGCCCUCACAGGGAAGCAACCAGGGCCUGUACAAGAUCCAGCCCUUCCUGGACUCGCUGCAGCAGGCGUUCAGCUGCACCUUCAAGCCUUCGCAGACCCAGGUUCUCCACGAACCCUUAAUAGACGAGGACCCGGUUUUCAUCAGCACCUGCACAGAACGCGAGCAGCGCAAGAGGAAGAAGAGGAAGUUCAGUCUUUGGGUUCGACAGUGCACCUCCACCGGAUUCAUCUGUCAGAUCUCGGUUCAUCUGAAAGAAGGCCAAGGUGCGGACGGCCUGGCUGCCCUGAAGAACAAGCCUCAGCUGCACAGUCUGGUGGCCAAGCAGCUGUGCCAGAAUAUCUCUGGCAAGAACACCAUCGUCUUCACGGGGCCGUCCAUCACGAGUCUUGGCCUCUUCACCGAGUUCAGCAAGCAAGACAUUUAUUGCUGCGGUCUGCUGAGCACCAGGAAGAGCGACUGUACGGGCCUGCCUCAGAGCAUGCUGGUGUGCAGCUCCACGCCGGCGCAGCGCGGCCAGUGGCGGGUGAUGAUGCAAGGCAGCAUGUCGCUCAUCAGCUGGUACAACAAGGGACACUUCAGGUUCCUCACCAACGCCUACUCGCCCACUAAACAAGGUUUGAUCAUCAAGAGAAAAAGCGGCGAGGUUCCGUGUCCCUUGGCGGUGGAGGCCUUCGCCGCGCAUCUCAGCUACAUCUGCAAAUACGACGACAAGUUCAGCAAAUACUUCAUCUUCCACAAGCCCAACAAAACGUGGCAGCAGGUCUUCUGGCUGAGCAUCAGCAUCGCCAUCAACAACGCCUACGUCCUCUACAAGAUGUCCGACGCUUACGCCGCCAAGCGCUACAGCCGAGCGCAGUUCGGAGAGAGACUGGUAAAGGAGCUGCUGGACGUGGACGACGACUCGCCCACGCCGUGAGGAGAUCGGGGGGUGGGGGGGACAUUGGGUGGGCCGAAACACACUCCCCAUUCGCCGACACCCACAAUCGCAUUUACAUUGCCACACUUCCUCCCGCCUGUACACUGUGUG
Molecule: messenger RNA, 1966 nt
Organism: Hippocampus comes (tiger tail seahorse)
Lineage: Eukaryota; Metazoa; Chordata; Actinopteri; Syngnathiformes; Syngnathidae
Gene: pgbd5
Product: piggyBac transposable element derived 5
Exons: 7
Coding region: 209-1855 (548 amino acids)
Biological process (GO): non-replicative DNA transposition
Cellular component (GO): nucleus
Molecular function (GO): transposase activity
Source: RefSeq, a predicted model, not a curated record